AUAUGUUGUGCAAUGCAAAAGGCCACCGCAGGAAGUCCUACGUUGUACAAUGGAAAAGACCACACAGCAACUCCAUUCCUCGAGCAACAGAAAACCAAAAACAUUACAAGUAUCUUUACUUGCUGUUGCUUUUGUUCUGUUGCUCUACUUGGCCUCUCCCGUCAGCUCUUGCAAAGAAGAGGAGAAGACCUCCCUCCUUGGGUUCCUCGAUGGUCUCUCUCAGGCCUCUGCCCCCGACACAUCAUGGAAAAAUGACACAAAUUGCUGUUUGUGGGAGGGCGUUACUUGCAAUGAGGAUGGGUCUGUCAUGGAUAUCUCUCUGGCUUCUAUGGGCCUUGAGGGGCACAUAUCGCCCUCACUUGGCAAUCUCACCGGCUUGUUGAGGCUCAAUCUGUCCGGCAACUUACUCUCCGGUGAACUCCCACCGGAGCUGCUGUGGUCCAGCUGCAUCGUCAUCCUCGAUGUUAGCUUCAACAAGCUCAAUGGAGAGUUCCACAAGCUGCCAUCCACCCAUGAACUGGCAAUGAAGGUAAUCAACAUCUCAAGCAACUUUUUCACUGGAUAUUUUCCAUCUGACGCACUAGAUGGCAUGAACAAUCUGGCCAGUCUCAACAUGAGUAACAAUAGCUUUACGGGGAAAUUUCCAAGCACAGUUUGUGUUGACAAGCCGUUCUUUGUUGUGCUUGAUCUCAGUUACAACCAGUUUCACGGUGGCAUACCGCCAGAGCUUGGCAACUGCCCUGUGCUGAGAGUGCUUAAGGCUGGACAAAACCAAUUCAGUGGGACACUCCCCCGUGAGCUUUUCAAUGUCACCUCAUUAGAGCACCUCUCAUUGCCUAAUAACCAUUUGCAAGGCAAACUUGAUCCUGAGCGUGUAGUAAAACUCAGCAAAUUAGUUAUCCUUGACCUUGCUGGGAAUUGGCUAAAUGGCGAAAUCCCAGAUUCUAUUGGGCAGCUCAAGAUGCUGGAGGAGCUUCAUUUAGACUAUAACAACAUGUCUGGAGAGCUUCCGUCAUCUCUGAGUAAUUGCUCAAAUCUCACAACCUUCAUCCUGAAGGAAAAUAACUUCCACGGAAAACUCAAAAAUGUCAACUUCUCCACCCUACCCAACCUAAAAUUUCUAGAUUUUAGAUCAAACAAGUUCAGUGGCACAGUUCCAGAAAGCAUCUACUCUUGCAGCAACCUCAUUGAUUUGCGGAUAUCUUACAACGAACUCCACGGUGAACUUUCAUCAAGAAUAAACAAUCUCAAGUCCCUAAGAUUCCUAGGUGUCUCUCAUAACAAUUUUACAAACAUCACAAAUACACUUCAGAUCCUCAGUCCCUCUACGACUCUCUCUCUCUUAAUAAUGGGGGGAAACUUCAAGCAUGAGACCAUGCCAGACUAUGAUGCAUUUUAUGGAUUUAAGAAUCUCAAGGGACUUUCCAUAAGUGACUGUUCACUGUAUGGAUAUUUACCAAACUGGCUGUCCAAGCUUAAAUUGUUGAAAGCACUGCUUUUAAACAACAAUCAACUCAGUGGAUCAAUCCCGGCAUGGAUUAAUACCUUAAACUUCCUUUUCUAUAUAGACAUGUCGAAUAACAGUCUUACGGGUGAUAUACCAGUAGCACUGAUGGAGAUGCCAAUGCUUAAACAAGCCAAAACAGACCAAAAUUUCCUAGACACAUCUGUAUUUCCAUUUCCUCUUUAUCUGGCUCCAUUUCACCAAUACCGUACGACCAAUGGUUUCCCAAGAACAAUCAAUCUAGGCUACAAUAAACUUACUGGUGUAAUCCCCCCGGAGCUUGGUGAUUUAAAAGGACUGCUUGUACUCAACCUGAGCUUUAACAACUUACAUGGGGAGAUUCCAGAAUCAAUUGGCAACCUUGUGAAUCUACAGGUGCUAGACUUGUCAUACAACAAUCUGACCGACGCGAUCCCUUCCACGUUGGAGACACUUCACUUCCUUUCCAAAUUUAACAUUUCUAACAAUGAUAUGGAAGGGCCUAUUCCAACAGGAGGUCAGUUCAGCACGUUUCCAGAUAGUAGCUUUGUUGGAAACCCAAAGCUGUGCAGCCCUACCCUGGUGCACCUUUGUGUGCCCCAUUGUAGUUCAACAGAUGCAGCUGCACAUCCCGUUGCCUCCACAGAACAGUACAUUGACAAGGUCAUCUUUGUGAUUGCCUUUGGUAUAUUCUUUGGAGUAGGUGUUCUAUAUGACCAGAUGGUUUUGUCCAGAUGUUGGCCCAAUCUGGUUCAGCUGUAAUGGGCUAUAAUAACGUGUCCUCUGGCUUAUGGAUAUGAAACUGACAGUACUGAAGUAUGCAACAAAUACUGUGUUCGUCCCGAUUGCCAUCAGAGUCUCCAAGCAUGUCAUGCAUCAGCAGCAGCAAGGUCAACCUGAUCGAGUUGUCAUGGUCAGAGUUUGUAAAAGGAAACGAAGGAAUGCCCGGACUGAUCGAUGGAGGAAUAGAAGAAUUUGUAAUCAAACAAUGAACUGGGUAUGUUUACUCCCAGACCCGUCUCAGGGUUAUGUGUAACUUUGCGUGAUUUUUCACAAAUUAUGUAACAGGCUUUGCUAUCAUACUUUCAAAUGAUUGUGAGUCGAUUCAUUUAUUA
Molecule: messenger RNA, 2598 nt
Organism: Sorghum bicolor (sorghum)
Lineage: Eukaryota; Viridiplantae; Streptophyta; Magnoliopsida; Poales; Poaceae
Product: receptor-like protein 2
Exons: 1
Coding region: 50-2245 (731 amino acids)
Molecular function (GO): protein binding
Source: RefSeq, a predicted model, not a curated record